UGAAACUGGUGAUGAUGGGCAGCCCGAGAUUGAAGGAGAAACAUGAGGCUCGUGUUGUAGGCGCACUUUGUCGUUUCCCUGCGACAUUUGUGCGCGUGUAACACUCCCGUCGUCGGGAGACAGGACACGAGAAAUCACUGUUUCCUCCAUUUUGAAGCCGGGUGACGAGGCUACAUGUUGUGUGUUUCCUAUUCUGGAUGUGUGGGUGUCCAGAGAUGGAAAGCUACGAGGAGUUCUGUCUGCGGACUUUGGCCAUACUGCAGGAGGAGGGGAAAUUCAAGAAGACGACAUGUGAGCCACUGUGCACCCUGAAGGCUCUCUCUGUCAUCUGCUUCCAUGGGAGAGCAGUGCUCUCGCCUCUGUUGAGUGCAGAGCAGCGCAAUGAGAUGCGUGACCACAGAUGGAAGGCGGUCCAGCUGGAGGUGGUCAGGCAGAGGCAGCAGAGGAACAACCUUUUGGCGCGGGUUCAGGACAUACUGGACCAAGCUCAGGCAGAUAAAGUACCAAGUGAAGAUGUUGAAAAGCUGCCAGUUUCAAAACCAGCGAUUGUCAGUGGCUACACCCUGGUCACUGACUCUCCUGGACUUCCCAGAGACCCUGGAUUUGGGCUUCAGACAAGUGAUCAGCCUGCUCCUCCGUGCUCUGAGACCCCUAUCCUCAAUGGCUUCAAGGCAGUAGAAGAAGAGAUGGUGGAAGGGGAAGGGAAGAGUGAGGAGGAAGAGGAGGAGGAGGAUGACAUGAGUUUGGACAGCCUCCUUAAAAGAUCAAGAGAAUAUGUGAAGAGAGAGCAGAGUCAGCAGGGGUCAAAAGUUGUCCAGACAGUCACCAGGACUUCCCCGCCAGAGACCGUCUCUGACAAGGACAACAAGAGCUGCAGUUCCAUGGGGGACACGGGCGUUGAGUUUGGAUUCAGUCUGCACCAUAGCCCUGUUGGCCCCCCUCAGACCCAAAUUCAGCAUCAGACUCUGUACAAUCCCAGUCCCCAGCAGUCUGGCUGCCUCUCACCCAGUCUACCUGACCGGUUUGCUCGUCUCCCCAGUCCAGAGUCUAGCAUCAGUCCCCGUGCACAGAGGCGCAGACCACGCCCAGUUUCUACAGGGAACAUCCACAUUUCGUUUCCCAUUGGCCCAGCAGAUCUUAUCCCUCGAAGCCCAGGAAGGUCAGGGGAAGGUGCUGGCAUGGCAGAUCUGGGAGAAGCUCUCUCAGGGGUCUUGAAGUCCCCCGAUCCUUGGGGCUCUGUGGGGAGUGAAAGUGGUGGUGGUGUUAGCACAAGUGGCAGUCGUCGAUCCAGCCACUGUGGCACCAGUCCAGUGCAGGAGAGCUGUAGUCCUGUUAGCACCUCAGGGCACGGGAAGGGACACCAUGACCAUCUGGCUGCAGGAUUUCGCCGGCGCUGCCACACCUUGGACAGCCAGCUGCAUAGCUACCACUCUGGAGUUGAGCACAUAGACCGCAGCCAGGAACGGGUUCCUCGCUUCAUGGCAGGAGUUACAUGCGUGGCUCCAAGUUGGCGCACCCCUGCAGCCCCCUUAAACCAGUCGUAUGAGGUAGAUAAUCCCUCAACAUCUCUGCUGAGGCCCCUCAUGACUCCUGACCUGGCCCAGGUCACACUCAGGAUGGAGCCUGAUGAGCCUCAGGGGACAAACAAUGUAAGGAUCACACCAACUGUCCUCAGAAAUGCAGCUGAGGCACAGGCCAGCAAGACAGCAGAGGAGACCCAGAGGCGAGCACAGGCACUGGAGGACAUGCAAAGACGUCUGGAGGAGGAGCACGCCUUGCAGAUGUCUCUGCUCCUGGCUGAGCAGGAGAAAGAGCAACAGCGCCUCCGUCUGGAGCUGGAGGAGACAGAGAGAAGACUGAAGGAGCAGGGCUGUGUGCGGCCUUUGAGUGGGGAUGCUUGUGGGUGGAACUGUAUGUCUGUGAGUGACAGCCGUCCUGUUGUGAGCCCGUCCUGCCCGGGACUAAGCCCUGCUCACACACCAUCUGAGCGAUCACCUGGACACAAUAUAGGUUUUCCCAGUCCAGUCUCUUCCAGCGUAUCAUCUCCCUCUGUCCAGCCUCCCGUCUUUCUGUGGGGGCCCACAUGGGCAGUUAGCAAACCCCGAGCGAGGCUAAGUCUGGUUCUGACAGCAGAGCAACAGAGAGCAUUCUGUCGAAUUGGCGCCAUCAUUCGCGGCUUCCUCACUCGCAGACUGCUGAAAACAGAGAAGGUCAAACACCUGCGGCAGACGGUCACGGAUACGCAGGAGUUCAUCCGUUCAUUCCAGACUGAGGCUCCACAGAAGAGAGGCUCCUGCUCAGCACAAGAUCGAUCCCUGCAGGAGAGAGUUAAAGCUCAGUUACGUGCAGCCCUUUACGACAUCCAUGACAUCUUCUUUGAAAUGCCUCUGAGGGAUCGAUUAGCACUGCUGCAGCAGGACAGGGAGCUCCGAGCAGAGAGGAAGCUACGAGACAUGGAGAAAGCCAAGCACCCAAAGGAGAGGGUGGUUCUGUCUGCUGCCACACAGAGGUCUCUGGACAGGAAAAAGAGGGUUGGUGAAUCCCCAGCACAGGCUAGAAAGAUGCUGCAGAAGCCAAAGAGCCCCACCACCAACAGAGUCCUGAAGCCAAGCCAAGGCCAAAAUUCUCCUGUCCAAGGCCAGCUCAACCGCCAGGGGUGAGUUUUGUUCCACCAUAAUCGCUAAGUGCCUUAACUUCUUAACAUAUAUCACAUAAACUGUCAUUUAUUUGGACAGG
This is a messenger RNA of Epinephelus moara (kelp grouper), 2736 nucleotides long. Its product is annotated as centriolar coiled-coil protein of 110 kDa-like. The record is from RefSeq and is a predicted model, not a curated record. Gene Ontology annotation, biological process: regulation of cytokinesis; centriole replication; centrosome duplication. Bases 198 to 2660 code for a protein of 820 amino acids. Lineage: Eukaryota; Metazoa; Chordata; Actinopteri; Perciformes; Serranidae. Gene Ontology annotation, molecular function: protein binding. The transcript has 13 exons. Gene Ontology annotation, cellular component: centriole.